UAAUUACAUGCGCAUACUACAUCUGAAUUCGUGCAGAAACAUCGCAUGUACAGAUCCACCUGUGUGAUAGUGGCGUUAAUUAAAAACACCACUGAACACUAAUUUACGUGACGUUAAACCAUAUAAGGAAGGCCAUUACUGCGAAAGGUGCUUGCAGGAUCCCUCUAUUAUUAUUAAUUAUUAUUGCUUACGCAGUACAGCGUACGGAGUACUCCGUACUUGGCUCAUAAACCUAUUAUUAUUAUUAGGCCACUGUGGCACAAGAGCUCAAUCCCCACUAGCGCCAUGGUGGUAAAGAGGGGACGACGAAUCACUCAAUCCAAUCCCUCCAACAGAUUUAAUGCAGAGCGAGGGGAGGGGCCUGGGGGCUGCAAGAAGAUUAUUGAUUUCAUACUGUGCAUAUACGGAUCUUACAAUUCAGUAGGGGUGCGCCUAUCAAAAAGAAUAGGUGUAGUAUAAAAAUCCCUAACCUAUAUUAAUAAAUUUAACUUCAUUAAUUUGAUAAUUAAAUGGUUAUUGUGGGGGGUUAAUAACAUCGAAUUUGUCUACGCCGUACAAGGGUCCGACCACCGACCAGGGAACGUUGGGUUCUGCCUGGCUGAGAGGGGUUGGUUAAAUAUCCCGCCAGAGGCCCGACCGCCGUCUCCCCCCCAAAACAAAGACCGACUUAGCUGCCGGAUUCCGUCUUAAUCAACCAACUGCUCACAUUGCCAACAACUCGCAACUGCAUAUCUACCAGCCUAGCCUACCUAUCCACCGUUUUAGCCACAAACGACUUCUGACGUGAACCCUUCAACACUCACGCUUCACAACAUCCAAGACCCUUCCGAGACUCCUCCUGUUGCUGAACUGAGAAUGUCAUCUCACAUUGCUGAAAUUGAAGACCUGCGUCGUCGUCUUGAAGAAGAAAGGCGAGGACGCGAGCAAGAAAAGCGUGAGAGAGCGCAAGAGAAGGAACGAGCUGAUAGAAAUGAGCAUGAGAGAACGCAAGAAAAGGAACGAGCUGAUAGAGAAAAGCGUGAGAGAGCGCAAGAGAAGGAACGAGCUGAUAGAAAUGAGCGUGAGAGAGCGCAAGAGAAGGAACGAGCUGAUAGAAAUGAGCGUGAGAGAGCGCAAGAGAAGGAACGAGCUGAUAGAGAAGAGCGUGGGAGGAUGCGACUGGAAGCAGAUCAAUCACCAACGGCGUUCUUGGUGUAUCUUCAGCAUGUCAAGGAAAAACUGCUUUCUACCUUUUCAGUUGAGCCUGAUCCUACCAAAACAUCCUCGGGCUCUGUUACGAAUGUCCAUGGGAAAUACUAUCCGCAGCAACUCCGCAAAUGGGCUGACUUUAACAAAAACCAUAAUCGCAUGUUCAAUCAGUUUACUGAAGUGUUUUCCAAUGAUCCGCUUUUUCCCCCCAAGACAGAUGUACAGGGGGUUAGUCGAGACCUUUCUCCAGGAUCAAGAAAGGACGAACAAGAUAUUCGGCCAUUUGUUCGCAGUUCUAUGGAGAAACCUGCCGAGCGUCUGGUUCAGGCAUAUCUAAGGCAGAUCAAAGAUACACGGACGGCUAAUUUCUUGUUUCAGAAUAAUGCCUACAGUCUUUCCAGCAAGCAUAUUACAGACCUGACAGAUGCCGAUGCGAUUGAAAACCAAGACGCAGUCCCUCCUAGCAAGAAGAGAUCCGUCGAGCGAGAUGUCAGAGGAGUCCCGGAUCGCUGGGGCAUUCGUGGACUUCCCAGUGGAGAUGAGCUCACAGUCUUUGUGGGAGAAUACAAGGCUGCACACAAGCUACCCUCUAGCGCGUUCGAUCGCGUCUUUUCGUCUACGGGCGAGAGUCUCUUCUUCGACACACUGAAGCGACUCUCCUUACCGUUUGUUGAUACAAACAAAGAAGAGCGCGUAGUAGCGCAAGUGCUCUGUCAAACUUUCGACUAUAUGAUUAAUGCUGGCCUUCUAUAUGGAUAUGUUACAUCUGGGCAGGCUCUAGUUUUUUUGAUGCUUGAGAAAAGUGACCCGCAGAUCCUAUAUUAUCACGUUAGCGCUGUACCAGACUGCGUCGACGACUCUCUUCUCAAUGACUUUGAUGUACGAUAUGGCCCCGUUUCUCAGCUCUCGACAUUCGUGAUGUUAUCACUGGAAUCAGCGCCGCAAUCUCCCCAAUGGAUAGAAAAUGCCAAAUCCCAGCUCUAUCAGUGGCCGAUCUUACCUGAAAAUCUGAUCUUGAGAAGUCGAUCACUGCGUCCCGAAACAGCACCCAGUAGCAGUAGCGAUGAGGAACUUGAAGAUAAAAAAGAUGGCAGUUACCGACCUGGACGCCAACCUCGCAAUCAACAACCUCAUUCGCAGUCAACAGAUCGUACCGAAACGCAGCGACGUCAGUCAUCAAGGACUCAGCACAGAUCUCAAGAGCCAACUCUUUCAUAUUGCACACAAGCCUGCCUUGUUGGGCUUUCACAGGGGCACCCUCUUGAUCAAUUCUGCCCCAACUUUUCCAUUCACCAACGGGGAACAUCUUCUCACAACCAUCUUAUUUCGAAGGAAAAGCUCUGCAUUCUUGUCAACAACCAGCUUGCUCGCAAUCUUGACGAAAACUGCAAAUGCCUUGAUACAAUGGGAAUGUUUGGUGCAGUGGGCGUGCUUUUCAAGAUUACCCUAACUAACUAUGGCUACACUUUUGUCGCUAAAGGUGUACAGGCUGUGGAUGAAAAGGCGAUUUUAAAUGAAGCAAAUGUUUACGCCCAUCUGUGGAAACUGCAAGGGGUGACAAUACCUGUGCACCUUGGCAAUAUCAAGCUUUUGCAGACAUAUCCUCUUGUCAGCACUGCCACGGUCACAUCUAUGAUGCUCAUGUCAUGGGCUGGCAAUAGUCUACACUCUGAGGACUACAAGUCCGAUGUGGACAUUGAAGCUCAGAAGCAGCAAUCUAUCGCGGAGUUAAGUGCUGCAGGUCUUGUACACUAUGACUUGCGGCGGGCCAAUAUGGGUUGGAAUCAGGAGCGACAGCGUGUCAUGGUAUUUGAUUUUGACCAGUCCUCGAUUCAACCUUCACUUUCCGGGAGAAAGAGAGUGGGCGAUGGUGGAGCUAGCUCUGGAUUAGCAAUGAAACGGACAAGAGUCGAUAGAGACAACGCGGACGUUGUUUUUGAUGAAUAUUAA
This is a messenger RNA of Blastomyces dermatitidis ER-3, 3138 nucleotides long. RefSeq lists its product as hypothetical. Gene Ontology annotation, biological process: regulation of cell cycle; regulation of mRNA splicing, via spliceosome. NCBI's taxonomy places the organism in Eukaryota, Fungi, Ascomycota, Eurotiomycetes, Onygenales, Ajellomycetaceae. The record is from RefSeq and is a predicted model, not a curated record. Gene Ontology annotation, molecular function: RNA binding. The transcript has 3 exons. The coding region runs from base 856 to 3138 and encodes 760 amino acids.